CAUUUCUACAAAGUGGCAAAUAGAGUUCAUGUUCAUCACAUGACAGUCUACGGGUGUGAACAUAAAAAUUUUGUUUGUAGUAUUUAGAAAUAUCAAUUGACAAUAAAUAAAUAUAUAAAUAUUUUAAUUUAUUAGGUAGAGGACAUCAGAGUCGUAGGAAUAUUUUUAAGUUAAUUUGAGGUAAUUAAUCAAGAAAGUUAUCACAAUGAGGUAUAUAUUAGGUUACACAUUUGCUGGUACGACCACCGCCACGGUAACAGCUUUAGUUUUGUAUCAUAUAUUCACUGGAAAGGGGGAAAGAGCCAGCGUUGGUUGGUUCUUGGAGAACACGUCGCCCUACAUGUGGGCAACUUUGGGUAUCAGUUUGUCUGUUGCUCUGUCAGUAACAGGUGCGGCUCUCGGUAUUCAUACAACUGGAGUAUCGAUCGUUGGUGGAGGUGUAAAAGCACCGAGGAUCAAAACAAAAAAUUUAAUUUCAAUUAUUUUCUGCGAGGCUGUUGCUAUUUAUGGUCUGAUUACUGCAAUUGUACUGUCGGGAAUAAUAGCCGAGUUCCCAUGGGAUGAGACGAUGAUGAGACAAGAGUUGAGGGGAAAAAAUUGGGUUGCAGGAUAUGUGAUAUUUGGCGCUGGUCUAUCAGUGGGUUUCGUUAAUUUGUUCUGUGGAAUAGCUGUUGGUAUCGUUGGAUCCGGAGCAGCUCUUGCUGAUGCCGCAAACUCGGCACUUUUUGUCAAAGUUCUAAUUGUUGAAAUUUUUGGUUCCGCUAUUGGUCUUUUUGGUUUAAUCGUUGGCAUUUAUAUGACUUCAAAAGCAAAAAUGGGUAAACAAGUCUAGAUUUAAUAAAUUUAGGUCUAAAAAAAUUUAGAUUUAACUUCCUACCUUUAAAUAAAUGUUUAAAAAAGAAACAAACGUGUUGUAUUUGAAAGGACUCGUGUAAUGCACUCUUUUAUUUAGUCCUUUCAUUGUAUAUUGUCUCAUUGUUUAGAUUUUAUGUAAAUGAGUUUAAAAAAAAAAGAAAAACAUU
Messenger RNA from Microplitis demolitor, 1022 nucleotides. RefSeq names its product V-type proton ATPase 21 kDa proteolipid subunit c'' (gene VhaPPA1-1). Gene Ontology annotation, molecular function: proton-transporting ATPase activity, rotational mechanism. Gene Ontology annotation, cellular component: proton-transporting V-type ATPase, V0 domain. Bases 206 to 832 code for a protein of 208 amino acids. NCBI's taxonomy places the organism in Eukaryota, Metazoa, Arthropoda, Insecta, Hymenoptera, Braconidae. The transcript is spliced from 6 exons. Gene Ontology annotation, biological process: proton transmembrane transport. The record is from RefSeq and is a predicted model, not a curated record.